GAGAAUUAAGCAACAAGAGCAUACACAUUUUAACAUGGGAUUAGCCCAUAUAACAACCCGCCCCCCUUAACAAAUGCAUACGCUAAAGGACUGGUUUUGUGACUGACCGAAAAAUACGCUCACUACAAAUUUAAUUAAGAUACUGAGUCUUAUCUGCUUGACCAUUCAGAUAGCUAAAUAUGGAACAAUAGGCGUUCCGUAUCGGUUCAAAACGGAUCGCAGCAUCUCACUCUACAACACGGAAGGAAUCCGCAUUUUAAGGAACGAGUGCCAUCCCUAGUUCACAAUAUAAUUUUGGUAUGGGAGGCUGCCAUGUCGGGAACUGAAAUAGGUCACAUGAUCCCUGGAUGUUCCCUGCACCAGAAGAAUAAAUAUUUACCCCCAGUCUCCCUGUUCUAUCAGGUUUGAUUAAACAAUCCCGCGCCUGAUGUAAACAACUUUUGGUUGGGUAUACGUGUGGUGGUAUGGGUUGCUGCCACCCUUCAGUUUACAAAGAAAAUUAUUCAUCACCACAUGAAAUAGACGUGCAUAACACAAAUGUAUUUUAAGUAUUAUUAUAUUAAAGUUUAACUAUUUAUUAUUUUGUAUCCAAGUACUUCCAUUUCAUAUUUACAAUAUAUCUAAAACAUUCGACACACAUGCAUGGGCACCACCAUCGCCGUUUCUUCACAAAGAGACACACCUGGCAACUCUGCCCAGCGUGGCCAGUUAUUAAAGCACCGAGUGAGUCGGAGGCUUCCCAACAACCGCCCCGAGUUUGCAUCGCUCGUCCACUCUUACAGGGCCGCCUUUGUGCAAAGGCCCUGUCCCCUUUUCAGUGGUAAAUCUUAAAAGCAAAAGCAAGAGUGCACGGGGCAGCUGGGGGCGGAUUCUGAAACGAAGUUACGGCGUCGUAUCUGCUUAAGGCGCCGCAAGUCCACCCUCUGAGGCGGGAGCAACGCUUUGUACAUACAAGUCCACACAUGGAGACUUCUAAGGUGAAACAGCUGCUGGAGGGACGAUCUGCCUUUGCCCGGCGGGAAGAUGGCCUCGAUAUUUACUACGUUCAGCCUCAAGAGACGCGGCAGAAUGCAGAGACAGGCGCCCGGGUGGUGCACAUUGGCCGCCCAAAUGGCCGUCCCACCAGGUGUGUGAUGCUGCUGGGAGAGACAGGUGCAGGAAAGACCACCUUCAUCAACGCUGUACUCAACCACCUCUUCGGAGUGGAGUUCGCCGAUUCUUUUCGUUUGAAGGUCAAAGAAGAGAUAGAAGAUGGUCGCCGGAAGACGGAGAGCCAGACAGACACCAUCAAUGUGUACACCAUUCACUACAAGGAAGGCAUGAGGCACGAGUACAACGUUGUGCUCAUCGACACCCCCGGCCUGGCAGACACGCGGGGGGCACAACGCCAGGAACACGUAAAGUCUCGCUUGGAAAGGUUCCUAAUGUCAGAAGAUAUUGGUGUUGAUGAACUUCACUGUGUUGGUCUUGUUGCCAAGGCAAAUGUAAACAGAGAGUUUACGGAUCAGAAAGCUGUGCUGGGGGAAAUCAUGUCAUUGCUAGGAGCCAGUGUGCCAGAGAUCACGUGUCUUCUUGCAACUUAUGGCGUGGAUGAGCCAUCAGUUGAUGCCGUAGUGAGGAAUGCAGGAAUUGCCUUCAAAAGAAUGUUUCGCUUUGAUAAUGGUAUCAUCUACACUCCCCAAAAGACGACUAACACCUCAGAGAACAACCAGGCUGCUAUUGCCUCCUUAAGGUGGAAAGAAAUGAGGAAGCAGUACGAUGCUUUCUUCAGCCAUCUGAGCCGUGCGCCGCCUGUUAGCAAUAGGGUUCGCAGGGAGAAAAAACUUUUUGACACAAGCAAAAAAAAUUUGAAAGAAGGAAUUAAAAAGCUAGCCACCUCAAUAGCAGCACUUCAUGUAGAUAAAAAACUCUACAAUAAAUUUGAAUUACAGGAAUCUGAAAAUAAGGAAUGGCGUAAGGAAGAGAUGGAAGAGAUUAUAUCUCAUGAAGAUCUAAAUGAUACUGGAAAUGGUAUUUAUCCACACAACUGCAGGAAGUGUUUGGUGACCUGUCACCUCUGCAGGGGCAGCGUGGAAGACAAGGUCCUUGGUGCUACAGUUUGUGGCGCAGGUGCUAUAGCUGCCGGAGCUGCUGGUGCAGUAGUCGUUGCUGAAGGGACUGCUGCAGCUGGAACAGCAGCAGUUGUAGCCACAGAAGUAGCAGCUGCAGCUGGUGCAGCAUUGGCAGCCACAGAAACAGUAGCUGCAGCUGGUGCAGCAUUGGCAGCCACAGAAACAGUAGCUGCAGCUGGUGCAGCAUUGGCAGCCACAGAAACAGUAGCUGCAGCUGGUGCAGCAUUGGCAGCCACAGAAACAGUAGCUGCAGCUGGUGCAGCAUUGGCAGCCACAGAAACAGUAGCUGCAGCUGGUGCAGCAGCAGCGGCAGCCACAGAAACAGUAGGUGCAGCUGGUGCAGCAUUGGCGGCCAUGAACCCAGCAACAUUGCCCUUUACUGUUGCAGUGGGACUUGGACUUGGUGCAGGGUACUUUAUUGCAAAAAUAGCAAAUAAGUCAUACUCGUGUGAUAUGGAUACCAACACUGAGUGCACAAACAAGGGUUGCCGUCACCCUUUGUCCGAUCAUGUUCGGAUGAAAAAAAUUAUAAUAAAACAAAAUGUGAUGCGGGAGAAAAUCAAUUUCAAUAUGAAGAGUCUUUAUGAUGCAGCUCUUUCAAAAAAAUCAGAAAUCAUGAAAAAAAUCAACAAAACUGAAGAAAAUAUUUUGAGCCAUAGGAGAAUAAUUUCUCAGAACACUGUGGAGGCACUGCACCAUGCAAUGAGAAUACAAGCAUUCACUUCACAACAUUUUGAUUACAUUGAGAAUAUAAAUAUCGAGAUCAUCAAGGCUAUCAGACUAGAUGGGCCCCAUGCUCGAGAGCAUGCCGAUGUUCUGAACAAGGCCAUGAAACAAUUGGCGUCAUUUGGAUCACGGGAAGUUCUUGGUAAGCAUGAACUUGUCGAGAAGAUGUUACUGAGCGUUUACAGAAAGGACGGAUAAACGGGCAAUGGCAUAAGUACCCAACACACCCAUUGCAUAUGUUAAACCAUGCAAAAUAGCACUACGGUUCUGGAAAACCUCAGAUCCAUGAUUAUCGUAAGUGACAACGUUUGCUUAACAAAUUCAAAAUCCCCCAAAUUUAUCUCAAGUAGCCGAUAACUUUUCUUGACUUUAUUAAUAUUGAAAUUCCUUUCAGUAGUACAAACAAAAGCUUAUUUUCUUGGAUUUGAAAGAAGCUGGUUUUGGUGCCAAUGGGAGCAUUCAACAACUUCACACAAGGCUAGCAUUCAGUACGUUCCUUAGCCUGUAGGCGGUAUUGUUAGAGUUGUAUUUCAAAGAGAAUGCUUCAUUCCAAAAAGUAACAAACUUUUAAUACUCUUUUUUUCUGGAGCAAAACACUGCAUGAGUAAACAACAGAAUCAGAAUAUGAAAUGAUGACGUCACGUGCAACCCCUCUAUAAGAGGGGUUGCACGUGACGUCAUCAGCAGCGAUCAGCUGAUCACUUCUCAGCUGCCCCGCAAAGGCCCGCCAUUUUGGGAGGCACAUAUUUACCGCAAGAGAGCUCCUUAGCUUUUCCCCGACAUGUUACUGUGUUGGUGGGUGUGUUAGCGGCCCAUCUAUUACUGUGUGGGUGUGGGUGUUAGUGGUCCAUCUAUUACUGUGUGGGUGUGGGUGUUAGUGGUCCAUUUAUUACUGUGUGGGUGUGGGUGUUAGUGUCCAUCUAUUACUGUGUGGGUGUGGGUGUUAGUGGUCCAUUUAUUACUGUGUGGGUGUGGGUGUUAGUGUAUCGACGACCCAUGGUCACACGCAGUAAGACUCGCGAUGGAAGGCAAUGUACCAACUGGCAGGUUUAUUUCUGAUCUUAUUCCUCAAGAAAUAGAUGAUGUUGGUGAGGCGAUUACUGCCCUAAAAGAAUCUGUUGCAGCAUCUAAUUCUUCUAGAAGAACGACAUAUGUAUCCCUAAAUCCUGAUUUUACUGUCCACAACUUAUAUUUGACACGAAAGUUUUUUAAUGAUUUACAUAGAACAUCGUUUACAAAGUUACGUGUGUGCGGGCAUGAUUUAGCUGUGGAGACUGGUCGGUGGAAUAGGCGGGGCAGGGGGCGCCUUCCCCUGGAAGAGCGGCUUUGCCCGUGUGGGGAGGUGCAGACUGAACUACACGUGGUGGAGUCUUGCGCCCUCACACAGCCAUUGCGAGAACACCACCACUUUGCAACAUGGCAGGAGCUUAUGACAAAAGAUGCACAUGUCGCAGCAAGAAUUGUUCAUUUCUUACUUACUACAUAUCAUUGAUAUUGUCUUCCUGAACACUGGAGUCAUGGUCGUUUGUAUGUUGUCAAUACGCCAUUGAAACUGUCUUUCGUUUAUUGUCUUAGUUCUGUAAGUCUGUCUUUUUAGUCAGGUAAAUCUUAUGUCAUUGUUCUAUCGCAUAGUUCUGUUUGUGUACCAAAUGUCAAGCCUUUAGUCACGCUUUUAUUUGUUCUGCUUUUAACUUUUAUUUGUUCUGUUUGAACGUUCCUUUUCUUUAGGUUUUUCUUUUUCUUUUUUAGAUUUUCUUAUCUUAGAGUGUCUUCUUAACAUGUCCAGGCUAUUAACAUUUUAGUAUAUUUAUUUUAGAGAAUUCGUCAUCUUUUAGGGUUCCUCUGUUUUUACGUUUUUAUCAUAGUGUAUUUUAUAAAUUUAUAGAUAUAAGUAGUUUCAUAUAAUUAUCAAAAUUUGUAAAGUUUUAAUUUUUUAAAACUAUUUUUACGCCAGUAACGACACCAGAGCUGUGUAUAUUUUAGCGAUUAUAUAAAGAUUUUGCGGAAGUGCUGAAUGUGGACUACAAAUUAGAAAUGUGGUUAUAUUAACGAGACUAACAUUCUUAAAUAACUUCCGAUUUAUGUAUGAUGUUUUGGUUUUAUGUACAUUUGUGGUCAAUAAAUAUCUAUCUAUUACUGUGUGGGUGUGGGUGUUAGUGGUCCAUCUAUUACUGUGUGGGUGUGGGUGUUAGUGGUCCAUCUAUUACUGUGUGGGUGUGGGUGUUAGUGGCCCAUCUAUUACUGUGUGGGUGUGGGUGUUAGUGGUCCAUCUAUUACAGUGUGGGUGUGGGUGUUAGUGGUCCAUCUAUUACUGUGUGGGUGUGGGUGUUAGUGGCCCAUCUAUUACUGUGUGGGUGUGGGUGUUAGUGGCCCAUCUAUUACUGUGUGGGUGGGUGUGUUAGUGUCCAUCUAUUACUGUGUGGGUGUGGGUGUUAGUGUCCAUCUAUUACUGUGUGGGUGUGGGUGUUAGUGUCCAUCUAUUACUGUGUGGGUGUGGGUGUUAGUGUCCAUCUAUUACUGUGUGGGUGGGUGUGUUAGUGUCCAUCUAUUACUGUGUGGGUGGGUGUGUUAGUGUCCAUCUAUUACUGUGUGGGUGUGGGUGUUAGUGUCCAUCUAUUACUGUGUGGGUGGGUGUGUUAGUGUCCAUCUAUUACUGUGUGGGUGGGUGUGUUAGUGGCCCAUCUAUUACUGUGUGGGUGGGUGUGUUAGUGUCCAUCUAUUACUGUGUGGGUGGGUGUGUUAGUGUCCAUCUAUUACUGUGUGGGUGUGGGUGUUAGUGUCCAUUUAUUACUGUGUGGGUGGGUGUGUUAGUGUCCAUCUAUUACUGUGUGGGUGGGUGUGUUAGUGUCCAUCUAUUACUGUGUGGGUGUGGGUGUUAGUGGCCCAUCUAUUACUGUGUGGGUGUGGGUGUUAGUGGCCCAUCUAUUACUGUGUGGGUGUGGGUGUUAGUGUCCAUCUAUUACUGUGUGGGUGGGUGUUAGUGUCCCAUCUAUUCUUGUUACUGAUAGGCGCUACACUGCCACUCGCGGUAGGUAGACAGGGGUUACCAAGUAUAGGCCAGUGGGCUUUUUGCGAACCCCUUACGUUCUUAUGUUCUUACUAAACACUGCCCGGGGUUAUAUUAGUCAUAUAUUCGUUGUUCUUAUCAUCAAAUAUAUCUUGAAGUUUGAUAAUAAAUGUAUAUGCUGUA
Eriocheir sinensis (Chinese mitten crab) is the source of this 6027-nucleotide messenger RNA. RefSeq lists its product as uncharacterized. Gene Ontology annotation, molecular function: GTP binding; ATP hydrolysis activity. The transcript has 3 exons. The record is from RefSeq and is a predicted model, not a curated record. Bases 963 to 3035 code for a protein of 690 amino acids. NCBI's taxonomy places the organism in Eukaryota, Metazoa, Arthropoda, Malacostraca, Decapoda, Varunidae.